Messenger RNA from Fundulus heteroclitus (mummichog), 764 nucleotides. RefSeq names its product heat shock 70 kDa protein 12B-like. The record is from RefSeq and is a predicted model, not a curated record. NCBI's taxonomy places the organism in Eukaryota, Metazoa, Chordata, Actinopteri, Cyprinodontiformes, Fundulidae. The coding region runs from base 33 to 764 and encodes 243 amino acids. The transcript is spliced from 5 exons.
GCUGGAGUAUCACAGCAGCCAACAACAAGGAAAUGAGUCGCCUGGAGGUUUUCACAGAAGUUCUGAGGUUCCUGAAGGACGAUGCUCUGAAAACCAUCAAACACCAUCCAGCAGGAGGAGAGAUCUCAGCCUCUGACUUCACCUGGGUGCUGACUGUUCCUGACAGCUUGAAGGAUCUUACUAAACGGCUCAUGACAGAAGCUGCUGUUCUGGCAGGUCUUGUAGGAGAAGACACUAAAGACAAACUGGUGUUUGCUCUGGAAUCAGCAGCAGCUUUGGCCUGGUGUUUGAAGCCUCCACCUGAUGGCUUCAUCACACAGAACCACAGCAGAACCUCCCAGGAUCAACCUCCAGAACCAGCAGGCGCUGGUACCAGCUGUAACGAUCCAGCAGGAGGUCCAGAACCAGGAGAAUCCAGAGUUCUGCUGGAGAACCAGAACCAAGAUCAGGUGGCAGUUCACUUUAAGAAGGAACCAGGAGGAACCAAAGUUCUGCUGGAGACCAGAAACCCAGACAGGAAACGGUACCUUGUUGUCGACUGUGCAGAUAAAACUGUUCGUUUCACUGUUCAUGAAGUCCUGGAAGGAGGAGCCUUGAAGAAGCUGGACAAGGAAUUUAGACUGUAUCUGGGAAUGGAAAAAUUCUAUGUGUUCCUCGGAGAAAUUUUCUCUGAAGUCUGGAUAGAAUAUGAACUAAACUUCCCCAGAGAGCUGAUGAUAAACACUAAAGCCAUGAUGGAGCCCAGAAGCAAGCGGUCCAUCUAG